Messenger RNA from Hyalella azteca, 7681 nucleotides. RefSeq names its product PDZ and LIM domain protein Zasp (gene Zasp52). Bases 128 to 5878 code for a protein of 1916 amino acids. Gene Ontology annotation, biological process: heart development; muscle structure development; actin cytoskeleton organization. Gene Ontology annotation, cellular component: stress fiber; adherens junction; filamentous actin. The record is from RefSeq and is a predicted model, not a curated record. Lineage: Eukaryota; Metazoa; Arthropoda; Malacostraca; Amphipoda; Hyalellidae. Gene Ontology annotation, molecular function: actin binding; muscle alpha-actinin binding. The transcript has 20 exons.
UCGUCUGGUUGCGUCUGUCAGGGUCAGUUGGGGAGCGGGCUGGGCGUACGCGAGUGCCUGUGAGAGAUUUUGUGACCUGUGCGUGAACCUAACUCACAGUUUCAGCUGUGUAGGUUACAUAGGAAAGAUGUCUCAACUAAUUACGAUCAAUCUUUCAAAACAACCUGGAGCAUCAUGGGGCUUCCGUCUGCAGGGCGGAAAGGAUUUUGCACAGCCUCUCGGGAUUCAAAAGGUCAACGUAGGGUCGGUGGCAGAGCAGGCUGGGGUGCAGGUUGGCGAUGCCAUCGUCAGCAUCGGCGGCGUGGACGCCAUCAGCCUGCGGCAUAAGGAGGCGCAGGACGCCAUCGUUAGGGCCGGCAACUCCUUCCAGCUCGUCGUCCAGCGAGGCUCGACGCUGUGGAAGCCCAAGGUGACGCCCCUGGCGCAGCCGGCGCCCACACCGCAGGGUCCCGUCGCCACCAAGACCUCCCUCAUCAAGAACGCUGCCGCCAAGAUUAACAUCGGCAGCAGCCACAACACUUCACCCAGACCAUUUCCUGGUCCUGGCACCUGGGCGUCUUCUCCCAUCCAUGUAAGAACUCCUACCCUUCCUCCUGCCUUCAGUAGUCCCUCCGAGUCUACUCCUCAACCGAAGAACAACUUCAGCGCUGGCUAUCCUCUGGAAUCUAAAAUCGAGUACGGUGACAUACACGACAUUCGCAGUGGGUCAUCUCCGUCUUUUUCACCCUCGCGACUUCUUUUCAGUCGUUCACGUUUGGACUCCGCAGACGGCAAUUCUGAGGUGUCUUUCGACUCUAGUUCGGUCCUCUCCAGAGGCGUCGGAGCUUCUCAUGGAUACUCGAACGACAUUACGCGAAGGUUGACUUCCAGUCGGGAUAGUCUGAAUAACUUGCACGACUUAUCUUACGCUUCCGAUAGUAGUGUGCUGAAAAAUCGAUGCGUUUCGCCACCGUUUCCUUCACCUCCGCCUCCCUUGCAAUCCGCGAGGCUUGACGUUUCCCCACAAGGACGAUCCCCUUCUCCGGGAGCAGGUAGUCUGGGCAUUUUCCAGAGCAAAAAUACCUAUACGAAUCUUUCAUCGUCACCAACGUCGGCUUCACAUGACCAGUUCCUAAAUCCUGUUUUCGAUAUUGAGAAAGAGAACGCACUUAAGAUCGAAGGAGCAGACAUUUCCCUCGACAAAGAAAAUGCACGAAAUUUCCUCCAAAUGCAGCUUGAUAAAGAGAGAGCUCGGGAGCUCUAUGUAAAGUCGCUCGUCUCUUCAAAAGACGCCAUCUACGAAGACAACAUAACAGGAGACAGAUUCAACACCAAAACCCGCAAAUAUUCUGGUGGUGUGCCUAGUCACAAUCUCAACAACUCGGCUGUCGUCGACAAAUGCUUGAACAACAACAACAGCAAGAAACAUUUCCCCAAUAGAAGCACGGACAACAUUUUCUGGAAGACUCAUUCUUCCGAGUUGAAUGGAAAUAGUAUCAACGAAGCGAAUAAGUCAAGCGAGGAGCGCAGGAGUAGCAAAGUUAGUGAUAAUAUUAAGCUCUUUAAUGGAGGCCGCAGACACAGCAGUUUUGUUCCUCCUCAGCCUGGCAAACUGAACUUCAAAAGCAGCACGCUUGACCGCAAUGCCAACCUUUCCUCCACUUCUCCUUCCUCUGUAGCUGAUCGAACCAGCAGCACUGGUCGCUUCCUGAAAAACACAGCCCCGCGUGAGACUCCUCGCAACAGAUGGGCAGGAGAUGGUUCCCUGCGUAGGGUUCCGUUCUCAGGUUCUUGUUCCAGUCUCUCCAACGUGGAAGAUAAGGCGACUAUGAGUGGCAGUAACAGUAAUGUUCCGUGGCGCAACCACUUCUCGGAGCUGCGGCGAAAAAGCGCUGUUGCCGUCACGGAAGCGUCGCGCAGUUACAGCACGAGUCCAACUCCUAAAGUGAACGGGACGCCGAUCGUGAACCCUCAGUACAACUCCCCCAUCAACCUCUACAACGAGGACAGCAUCGCUGAGGCUCUCUCCGCCCAGUCCGAGGUGCUCGGCAAGGGAUGCCUGGGUGUGAACUUCAUGAAGAAGGGUCGGGACGGAGGUGUGGACUUGGACUCGGACGUACUGAGGAUGGUGCAGGAGAUGGACCGAGCUCCUAAGACACCUCCCGUAGCUUCAGGUACAAAUAGCGUGUACUGCGGGGCGGCGUCCCCCUCCGAAAUGAUGGGCACUCCCGAGGUGCCCGUACAAAGCGCCUCCUUUAAGAUACUCGAACGAUACCUCAGUGGCGACGAAGCUGGUUCAAGGCCAGGGUCGGGAGUGUCGAGCCCUGUGCCAGGGUCGGGUCCAGUCGUUCGCAGCGUACAGGCCCCAGUCACGAGACCCAGACCCGAAGGCGAGGCCCCAGGAGGCGCCACCGUGUGUGCCCAGUGUGACAGGCCCAUCGUUGGUGUGUUCGUCCGUAUCAGAGACAAGAACCUGCACUCCGACUGCUUCCGCUGCAACACCUGCGGCAGUUCCCUCAAGAAUGUUGGUUACUACAACGUCAACGACAAGCUGUACUGCGACGUACACGCUAAGCAGGCGGCCAAGCACAACCCUCCUGGCCCCAACAUGGUCCCCUACACCGUCAAGCCGGGGGCGGCCCCGCCUGCUGGCGCUUUGAGCGCCCCCGUCGCCAAAGCCCCCGCCGCCAAGACCCCCGCGUACAAGCCGUCCUCCCCAGGCGUUCGCAUCGUACCUGCUCCUAAUUUCGGGAUAUCCUCCCCCAUCAAGCAAAACCAAACGACGGCUCUUCUCAACGAAGCGUUCGACAAGCUCUGCAUGCAAGAGCAGUCUUUGCGUGACCCUCCGGCAACUUAUGACCAACGACCGUUCGAGGACCAGCAUGCCGACCACGGGCUUGUUCAUGAACGAGAUAUCCGUGGGCCUGUGGGCGAAUAUCAUGAUCAUGUAGAAGAACAUCAUGCUGAAGAGCGACAUGUUGUAGAACAACAUGAACAUGUGCAACACGUGCAGAUGGAGCAACAUUGUGUGACGCAGCAACAGCACCACCAAAUAUUCCAGCAGCAGGAGAUGUUCCACGAUUCCGGAUUCCAGGAUUCGUACGCCUCUGCUGCACCGGUCGCAGCAUCAGACAAGCCCGCGCCUGUCGAAGCACCAGCUCCCGUUGCCGAAGAAGUCAGAUCAGCGCCUUCGCCUGCGCCUGAACAGCCGCCGCCUGAGGAACCACAAGACAACCAGGCUACUGGUGAGGAAGUCCCUCAAGAAACAACGGUUCUGCCUGAAAGACCUUCGGAUGCUGCUGUGGUUCCGGAAUCUGAAGUCCAAGCUCAAGCCAUUGCUGAAUCAGUACUUGUUAAUGGAGAAGAAACCUCGUUAGAAACUGUUGCUCCUGAAACCAAGACUAGCGGCACCGAAAUAGGUGAUGAUCAGCCUAGCGAAAGUGGUGACCUUUCGGAAGCGAGAAACGAGGAACCACAGCAAACUCAAAAUGCUGUACACGAUACCGAAGAUUCAGUGGAUCAAGCACAAGAAUCGGUAAAUAAUGAAAAUGUUAUAGAAGAAGAGUCUGUCACUGAAGAUGCUGGGCCUCGUGUUGAUGAGGCAGUGGAACUUAAGGAAGAACAGCCAACUGAGACGGCCCAAAAUGCUCCAGAAGCUAUACAGGAAGUUGCUGCUCAGCCAGAAUCUGAUCUAAAAACGGAGACGGAAGAACCGGUUGAACCUGAAUCGGUUGUUCGUGCUGAAUCUGAACCAUACUCUGUAGAAUCAGAGCCCGUAGCUGAAGUCGAACCCGAGUUUCGUGUUUCUGUUGCGAAGUCUAUUCCCGAAGAAGAGCCAGAGGCAGUUUGCUCUGUUGAGGAAUCUUCGGAACCACAGCAGCUCCCACCCUCAGUACAAAAACCUGCACCACCGAUUUCCUCGGGGGUGGGAACAUUGCCAUUCGAGAUGCCAGUGUACAUGCCUCAGCUGGCCUCUUCCUUAUCCCCUGCCCCCACCUCCUCCCAACCUUCCGUUGCCCCUGGAGGCUCCUCGGCCAAUCCCGCAGCCUUCGGCGCCCCGUCGGGAGGCAUCAACGUCCGGGCCCACAUCCCCAAGAAAGCAAAUAGAUUUGUGUGGCCUCCCCGACGGGCGCAGUCAGAAGAGGGCACCUCGGGGCACACGACCCCUUCAUGGGCCCCGGUUGGAGAGGCUCUCAAGGUCCCCCUGCCUGUGAAACCCGAGGGGCCUCCUCCCAAAACGAUCCCUCUUCUCCCUACUCCUCCUCCUCCGAAAGACUACGAUAGCAUGGUGAAAUCCGCGGUUAGCUUUUCCACUAGCCAACAACAGCAGCAGCAAAAAACCGUCACACAGACUAUUCAUCAGUCGACCACAUCCGUGCAACACCAGGAGUCUUUCGUACAGAAAACGACAGUCGAAACUAAAUCAAAAUCCAUUGCUUCAUCGUCAGGAACUGAGUUCGUUGGUGUGCAAGCUCUUGCUGCCGCCGCGGAGGGAAAGAAAAACCUAAUGAAAGGUCCUAUUAGCCCCCCUAAAAUUGUACCCAUUACUAAAGCUGCGCAAGGGGCCAUUGCGCCUAAAACUGUACCCUCUCAGCAAUUGUCUGGGGCUCCUUCAGCUGGUGCUUCUUCACCAGCUGAAGUUUCUUCCCUCCUCGGAGGCAUCAAGAAAUCUGCUUCAAUCCCUGGUGUCAAGUCUGUUAAAGCUCCCGUGGCUGCUGUUAAAAAGGCCUCGCCUUACGUCGGCUUCAAACCUGUUAAGUUCGGCUCUGCUGGACAGCAGGCUGCCCCCUCACCUGCACCCGGACCUACUCCUAAAACUCCAUUAACUCCUCCUGCUCCCAUUAAAGUGUCUGAACUGCCUUUCGCUGUUCCGCCUGCUCCUUUUGCUCCUAUUACCGUGUCUGCUCCAGCAGCUGCUCCUAAGAUCGCCCCUAAAUCGGCUCCCAAGGUUGAACCUAAACCAGCCGCCUCCUCCCUACCCGCCAAACCUACAGGUCCAGCUCCGGCUCCAUCUUUCAUCGCUCCAAAGCCAGCUGCGGCUCCAGCUCCAGCUCCAGCUCCAGCUCCAUCAUUCAUCGCUCCGAAGCCCGCGGCUGCUCCUGCUCCAGCUCCCUCGGCACCAAAACCAGCUCCGGCUCCUGCUUUUGCCCCGGCUCCUGCAUUUGCUCCGGCUCCAUCUUUUGCCCCGGCUCCGGCCCCAAUGUUUGGCGGUGGAAUGCCAAAGCCCGCACCUCCGCCAGGCAUGGGCGGACCUACCAAGCCUCCGGGUGUUGGUGGUCCCCCCACCAAGGGCAUCCCAGGCGAGCGCACGGCGCCCAAGAGGGGCCGCGGUAUAAUGAACCCUGCGGCCGCGUCCAGGAUACCCAUCUGCGCUAGCUGCCAGCGCCAGAUCAGAGGUCCGUUCGUGACCGCCCUCGGCAAGAACUGGUGCCCUGACCACUUCCACUGCGCCACGGAUUCUUGCCGCAAGCCACUCAUCGACGUAGGCUUCGUGGAGGAGCAAGGUAACCUCUACUGCGAGGACUGCUACGAGAAAUUCCUUGCCCCAACCUGCGGCAAGUGUGACAAGCGCAUCAAGGGGGACUGUUUGAACGCUGUUGGCAAGCAGUUCCAUCCUGAAUGUUUCUGCUGCACAUACUGUGGCAAGGUCUUCGGUUCAGGAGCCUUCUACCUUGAGGAUGGACUGCCGUACUGCGAGACCGACUGGAACGACUUGUUCACGACCAAGUGCGUGGGCUGUGGCUUCCCCAUAGAGGCAGGCGACCGCUGGGUGGAGGCUCUCAACAACAACUACCACAGCCAGUGCUUCAAGUGCUCGGUGUGCAAGUCCAACCUCGAGGGCAAGAGCUUCUACGCUAAGAACGGACGACCUUUCUGCAAGUCGCACGCCGGCCGCUAGAAUAUAGCGGCAUUCCCCUUGGCUCUGCGCUCUAAAUUUUAGCGUGAAGCAAUUGAAGUCAAGGCAACCUGUGUGACCUAACCUUCUAUGCAUUGACUGCUUCUAUAUCUGCAAUGGCAAUUGGUUCUUUGUCACCACAAAAAGCGUCUGUUAUUUUUGCUGUAUCUAUCAAUAUUGUUGGUAGUAGCGUUAACGUAUUUCACCGCUUCUGCGUCUUCCUAUCUUCUACCUACCCCCGAUACGAAAAUAAUCACUUUAUUUCAGUGAAGACGUUAGUCACCAAUUUCUAAUCGUCCUUGUGAUUAGACUAAGAGGUUCCAUGCCUAAGUUAAAAUAACAUUAUACGCCUGUUUUCUUAUGCAUCUUGAAGAUACUAAAGCUCAUAGCAACGGUAUGGCAGAUGUGAAACUUUACUACAAUGACGGGAGUGUGACGCUUCGUAACAUCAAAAUCAGAGUUACCAAAUCAAAAUGAAAAUUCAAAAAUUAUUGAAGGAAAUCAUAUUCAGCGCUGUCAGUGUCAAGAACUUGAUCUAACGUCCAAGUAUUCUCGGUCGAUUAGUUGUCAUUUUCUUCGGCGUACUGAUUAUUAUAGUUCUACAUUGAGUAAGUUUCGCGUAGUUCAUCCCUGAAGUCUUCUUUGCCUCGCUCCCUAUAUAACACAGCGUGAGCAUGACAGCCAUUUGAGAUUUGGUCACCUUUUUUCUGGCGUUUAUUGAAGUGGAACGAAAACUAUUGUUUUUUGAAUACUGAAUUAUUCAAUAUUAUUUUGGUUUCUACGAUUUAGAUGAUGAAUUUUUGAUACUCUCUACCGAUGCUUAGUAGCCUGCACUUGCUGCCAUCAACGCUGGCCCUCGCCUGCUCUUUUCAUGAUAGCGUCUUGAGUAAUAAACUUUAUUGAUAGCAAUUGUGAUGAGUUAUGAAAAUUGUCAAUGUCCUGCAGGAAUUGCCACUACAGAACUUAAUUAUAUAGUUUACAAUGAGUUUUAAGGAGCAAUCGAUUUGCGGUUGAGAAAAAUUUUUAUUGUUUCUCGUUGCCCAGAACUAAAGCAAGUUUUUUUCACGUGUAAUCAACUGCUGUGCAUGAUGAUGAGUUGAUGCUUCAUCCUUCUGGUGUCUUUGUGGUAAUUCAAAAACCUUAACCGCUGACUGACCCAACACGUUCAAUUAUUCACCUGUUUUUCCUCCGUUCCUUUAGCUUCUUGUUAGCGUUUAGCAACUUGAAGAUGUUUCAAAGAUUUUCGUUCGUGUGGCUCACGAACAUAAAACAUUAACUGACCUGCUGCCAAGGGGGACAUUCUCUAUCCAUUCUGUUGUCGAAAUGUUAAAUUUUGUCGAAAAGUUAAAUGUUGAAAUUCUGUUAGCGUACAGGUGCUUCAGCUUGUUUAAAGUUUGGACGUAAAAUUUCAUGUCAGACUCGUAUGUUGCGUUGCUUUAGUUUCACUGUACGAUACAUUCUUCAGUGUUCGUCGAGCCGGAUAAUAUUUUAAGAUUUUGUUCUCGUUUCAUCAUUAAAUUUAAAUCUCCUUGUUUAGUAUUUGCGAUUAAUGUAAUUUGAUGAUGAUAAUUAAAUGAUAUAGAUUAUAAUUGAUAUUAUUUGUUUACCAUCGGGACAUUUGAUCCAGCUAAUCAGGAACUAUUCACUUACCGUGCUUAAAUUAACAUUCAAAAUUAUAAAGGCCCAAGUUAUUUCCAUUUCUAAAUUAGUCCUGAUGGCAGUUAGUUUGAGUUUCGUGUUUGCUGUGAACUGAAAAGUUCAUUGAAGAAAUGUUCGUACGCCUGUUAAGUAAAUUAUUUGCACACA